Molecule: messenger RNA, 3817 nt
Organism: Lingula anatina
Lineage: Eukaryota; Metazoa; Brachiopoda; Lingulata; Lingulida; Lingulidae
Product: VWFA and cache domain-containing protein 1
Cellular component (GO): voltage-gated calcium channel complex
Molecular function (GO): voltage-gated calcium channel activity
Source: RefSeq, a predicted model, not a curated record
CCAGUGCAGUAUGUUUUCCUGCUGAACUAAAUGGAAAUGUUCAGUGUAAACACUACAACACAGAGAGAACGUGUCUGGCAGUGUACUUGUCUCACCCUGGUCAUCUUAUUGUGUCCACUCCCAAUGUCCAGUGGGACCCUGAUAAAUGGCAGGUUACUGGGAGGCAUACUGGACGACAUAGCUGACAAUGGACUGGGAGUGUCAGAUGUGCAGGCAGAGUAUGAUGCUCUAGAGUACACAAACAGUCCUUUAGAUGGAGCUGGCAUCUCUAAACAGCUUGCAAAUUCAAUUAGUGCCCAGAUCCAAGGAGCCGAAGCAGCAUUGAAGGGCCUGGUAAAUGUAAUAGAAGAGCAGUACUCGUCUUUCUCUGGGGAGAACCAAUAUACACAGUGUUGUGAGGUUACAAAUACCAAUGAUGACCCUAGAUAUAAAUCAGAGGUAAACUUUGACAAGGCCUGUGUGGCAGAAGCAGGCCAGAGUUCAGUCAAUAAAAAAUUCCCUACGGCAAGGAUUGUUGAAGUGAUGAAGGAAAACGUCCGCAUCAAUCCAAAUCUGAAGUGGCAGUACUUUGGAGGAGAAGAUGGUAUACUUCUUAAUUAUCCUGCAGUGAAACCCACAGGUGUGCCUGACUGUGAUAGUUAUGAUCCUAGGUUCAGGUCUUUCUAUGCAUCUGCAGUGUCUCCCGUGCCAAAAGAUGUUGUGUUGGUCCUGGAUACAUCAGACUCAAUGAGAACUUUGCACAAUGGCAAGACCUUGAUGGAGUUAGCUAAGCAGGCUGCAAGAACUGUUCUUGAUUCCCUGGGUCCCAACGAUCAGAUUGGUCUGGUGUCAUUGGCCUCCUCUGCCUCUACCCCAGUGCUGGCAGAGAGCACCUGUUAUACCACCACUUUAGCUGCAGCCACGCCGUCAAACAUUCAAAACUUGAAGAAAUACUUGGACAGUCUCAGGGCCAUGGGAGGAAGAAAUUAUGAAGCUGGGCUGAAAAAGGCUUUUUCUUUCUUCAGAAGUUCAAAUGGAACUGUUAGAGAUCAGGUGGUACUAUUUCUGGCAGCAGGUGGCAGCAGUGAAGGCAGUGAUCCAGUCAGCACUAUAAGGGAUGAAAAUGCUGCUCUGGAGGAGAAAGUUUUAGUCCUCACAUUUGGUCUGGGAAAAUCUGUCACUGGUAGUGUGCAGACGACACUUCAAAAUAUGGCCGCCCAGACGCAAAGCAGGAUGUCUGCUGGAGAAGUCAAGAUGGGGACGUUCACCAAAGUAGAGAACCCAGAUGAUCUCUCUGUUGCUAUGGCAACAUACUAUAAAUUCUUCCUCUCUCCCAGUCAGGGUGUCAGUAAUCCAGAGAUCUCUGCCCCACAUAGGGAUAUAUUGGAUAAAGGUCUCAUCACCUCCAUCUGCUUGCCUGCAUACCACAGUGGCCGACUGAUUGGUGUAGCUUGCUCUGAUGUUGCCAUGAGUGAACUCCUCUCUGAAGCCACCUACUUUGACAAGGGUGAACUGAGCUAUGCCUUUGUUAUCAAUGGCUAUGGCAGGACAUAUUCCCACCCUCUGCUGCCAAGACCCUAUGAUGACCCAGAUGAUCCCAUCUUUGUGGAUAUUCAUCAUUUGGAGAGGGCACCUGCUGCGAAAUCAGUGAUUAGCUCCAUGAUCAGGGGUGAGGAGGGUAACAGCAGCUUUGUUUCCACCAGAACACAGGCCAGAGGAGAUGUGUUCAGAGAAGGUGUCAGCAUAACAAAUGUCAUGUCACAUUACUACUGGGCACCAGUUGCAGGCAGUACCUGGUCUGUGUGUGUGGUGAUAUCAGAUGGUAGCAAGAAUACAGAAAUCUCCCCUCCUACUGUGCUGCCAUCUAUAUUUAGGUACCACAGACUUGACCUGAAGUCGGCUUCCAUCCCAUGCAAGCACUUCUUUAAGUAUGCAACCAAAGACACUACGUCAGUGAUGCUCACCCCAGGGGCCUUCAGGCAGCCAUAUCACUAUCUGAACACUGAGGAAACAGCCACCAAUGUCACACAAUAUGAGAGAUAUCUCACAGGACAGAGCUCACAAAAUCCUGGCUUCAAGAACUCAGUCCUGGGCAGUGUGGCAGCCACUUACAAAGCAGAAGUCAUCUGGAGGAAGAAACAUGCGGACUACAUAACCUGGAGGUCUAUAGGCACCAUGGACGGUGUAGUCAGAGUAUUCCCUGGGACACAGCUGGCUAAGAGUUAUGACCACACCAGGACUGAUUGGUUCCAGAGGAGCUUGGUGGACAAAGGUAAAAAUGUGGUGUCUGCACCGUAUUUGGAUCCUUGGGGUUCUGGCUAUAUGAUAACACUGAGCAGGACUUUAUAUGAGGCAAAAGCUGACAGGCAACACACUCCCAGUGACAAUAUAGUGGCUGUGAUGAAGGCAGAUUUCACACUGUAUUACCUCUACCAGGCCAUACAGGACAACUACACAUAUUGCAGCCUGUCUUCCUACAGGUGCUUUGUGAUAGACAGCAGUGGAUACUUGGUCGUCCAUGAUAGUUUUGUAGAAGUGUCUGACAGUCCAAAUAUUGAGAAGGUCCACAUUUUCAGUAAGGAACCAGCUAUAGGCAGAGAUCUGGUAGCAAAGGGGGUGUUAGUGAGAGAGAGCUGCAUAGAGUAUAAGAAAGAGAGGGAACACUUCUAUUGGAAGGUUAUAGCAGUACCUGGCAGUGGAAUUGACAACAUGGCCGUUGGUCUGCAGUAUGAGCUCCACUCAGUGUCCAACAGUAACGUUUACCUGGUGAUCACAAGACGGAAGCUGAACACCACACCCUGUAAAUGUACUAGUGACUCACCGUCCUAUGAUUCCCAGUGUGGAGCAUUAGCCAGGGAGUGCGAAUGCCCGUGCUAUAAGAACUCCAGUGACUACAACAGCUGUAGACUAGAGUUUUCUACACCAGAAAAUAUGACUGUGCCCUGCCCUCAGGCUCUCCCCAAUAUCCCCCAUUUGGUCCACGGAGAGUCGUCACGCAUUAAGUCCCUCUCGAACUGCAAAGCUUUAAGUUGUCACCUAAAUAGCACACAGCGAGGCUGUUUUUCUGUGGUGGGAUGCAGCUGGUGUAGACAGAGUAAAAGUGGCAAAGAGUUGAAUGCAUAUUAUUGUGCCAAGCAACUUGACUGUUACUUUGGGAGAGUGGGACAGAAGUGCCCUUAUGACACCUGUGGAAGUUCAAAUGUGGAUAAUGGUGGUGAUGAUCUUAACGAAGUUGGAUUGAUGAUCGGCUUUGCAGUAUUUGGUGUAGUAUUUCUGUAUAUCAUAUCCAAAAAGUUCCGAGAGAAGGUGCACAGAUGUAGAAAUAAUGUGCUGGAACAUAGAUGUCGCCUCCCCCGCUGCAACUGCCCGAAACCGCAGAUUCCGUCUAUUUUCCAAGAUUGUUGUCAAAAGUCCACAAAUGCUGACGAAGCUCCCUCAUCUUCAAACACACAAGUUUCCACCAUUUCAAACAACAUGGUGAGUUCCUCUGACAGCGAUAGUGAUGCAGUGUCUCAGGUAGUCAAUAAUGACCCUGACCCUCCUCCCCCUGUUACAGUGACGUUUGCUAAUUCCGUGUUUGAUUCCGAGCCCCCUCCCCCCACAGCCCCUCCCCCUGCUUAUGAAGAUGUUGUACCUGUUGCAUAUGAGGAUGUUGCUCCUGCCCCACCUCCAAGCUAUGAUAGGAUUAUGAUGUAUAUGGUGAGAAACAAUGACACUGAUUCACAGACGUAGGCAAAGACAUGAGCUUUUUCCACAGAAAUGCGAAAUUCCUUUUUUUUUUUUAAAUUCAAUUCUGAUGGUCCCUGAGAUUCAUCAAGAUCUGCAAUUCUAUAAUAAA